Messenger RNA from Colletotrichum higginsianum IMI 349063, 1770 nucleotides. RefSeq names its product C6 zinc finger protein. Gene Ontology annotation, biological process: DNA-templated transcription. The transcript is spliced from 4 exons. Gene Ontology annotation, molecular function: zinc ion binding; DNA binding. The record is from RefSeq and is a predicted model, not a curated record. Lineage: Eukaryota; Fungi; Ascomycota; Sordariomycetes; Glomerellales; Glomerellaceae. Bases 1 to 1770 code for a protein of 589 amino acids.
AUGAAGGCCACCAUUGUCAGUCCUCUCUCGUCCACUUUCUCCUCCUCAUCCGCCUCCGCGUCGGCGUUCCACCUCUCACAGAACCCGUCUCAUGAGGGGCCUUUCAAGGGAGCGCCGCCCUUUUCCGAGCGCCGGCCCUCCGUCGUGUCCCCGGCCCUCCGGUCCGCGUCGCGGGGGUCCUUCUCCGGCUCUCCGCUCACCGAACCCCACCACCACCAACACCACCAUCACCACAACCAGCCGCAGCGCACGCCCGCCUCCGAGACGCAGUACCAGAACAACUACGAGAACGCCGUGCUGGACUCCAUGCACACGAGCACCACCGAGUCGGUCUUGCAGUGGCCUCACUUCGAUGCCUACCCGACCAUGCGGGACGGAUACGUCUCCAUCUUCCACCUCGAGCAGUCGCGGCCGCCGGUGAAGACGCGGUCGACGAGCAUGUAUCCCUACGUGACGGCGGAGGACAUCGGGGCCAUCAUCGACUCGUUCGAGCACACCGUCAACUUCUGGUACCCGACCAUGUCCCGCAGCCAGCUGGACCAGGUCCGCGACCUCAUCUCCGACGGCAUCCCCGAGGAGGACAGCAUCCUGGUCUGCCUGGCGCUCUUGACCAUGGCCCUGGGCUGCGUCGGCCAGGUCACCGCCGGGCUGACUGACGGCGCGACACUAAGUGGCGAAGAACGGAAGCGGAGAGCGGCGAGGAAGGCCAUGGGCGACAUGUACUUUGACAGCGUGCUGAAGAAGCUCCACGUCGUCCACACCAACGUGGGGAGCACGGCUACGCACUGCUUGUUCUUCACGGCCAUGUACUUUGCCUUCCUCCGGCGGCCGUUGCAGGCUUGGGAAUACAUCAACGCCGCCUCCGCCAAAUGUCUCCUGCUGCUCUCCUACCCACCCGAGUCCGAGUCCACGGAAGACCAGGAACGGAUUCGCAGGAUUUUCUGGUCUUGCUAUAUCCUCGAGAGUGACUACCUCGCCGAGCUCUCCGGGCUUCCCCAGUCCGGUAUCGCCCGCAUCGAGUCAUCGACUCCUCUUCCGGGGGAGUACAACACCCACCAGGACCCGCAGGUGGAGGAGCAGUCCUCCAUGUACUUCCUCGCCUGCAUAUCGAUGCGUCGUCUGCUAAACCGCGUCCACCAGCUCCUCUACGCCCACGGCACCGGCGCCGCCCUUGACCACGCGCGCUUCCCCUACGUCGUCGCCGAGCUGAACCACCAGCUGGACGAGUGGCGCGAGGUCCUCCCUCCGGCCUUCGCCUUCAGCGUCGGGUUCAACGUGGUCGGCAACAGCCAGAGCACGGCGACGGAGCACGGGGGCUUCCUGCGGCAGAGGUAUCUCACCUGCCGGAGCGUCAUUUACCGGCCGUACCUGAUGUGGAUGCUGAGCGGCAUGGCCGGCGGCAACGCCAUCAGCCAAGACGCUCUGAGGAACUGCAAGGCUUGCUUGGAUGCGUGCUUGCUGCAUAUCCUCAACCUGAGGGGGUUCGGCCAGACAGUCCUGGUCGAUACCUGGAUUUGCUCGCUCUCCAUGGCCGGCGCGAUGCUUGUUCUUCUCGCCGCCUGCCGUAUCCAGGCGUUGAAGGACUUGAUCGGGCCUGAAGUUAUGAGUGCCGGUGACCACUUGAGGCAGCUCUUGCAGGGCUGGCAGGGAGUCAUGGGCGAGCCUACGUCGCCGAGUGUUGACCAGGCCAUCAGAAUCAUCAGCGACGCAGACGGGUUCAUCCAGGACGUCUACAGGGCGGGUGAUUCACAUUCCACCAGGCGUCAAUGA